Messenger RNA from Elephantulus edwardii (Cape elephant shrew), 723 nucleotides. RefSeq names its product toll-like receptor adaptor molecule 2 (gene TICAM2). The coding region runs from base 1 to 723 and encodes 240 amino acids. The transcript has a single exon. Gene Ontology annotation, molecular function: protein kinase binding. The record is from RefSeq and is a predicted model, not a curated record. Gene Ontology annotation, biological process: positive regulation of cytokine production involved in inflammatory response; positive regulation of myeloid dendritic cell cytokine production; response to exogenous dsRNA. Lineage: Eukaryota; Metazoa; Chordata; Mammalia; Macroscelidea; Macroscelididae.
AUGGGUAUUGGGAAGUCUAAAAUAGAUCCGUGCCCUCUCUCUCUCUCUUGGAAUAAAAGCCCCAGUGUGGAUACAAGUCCACAGCAUCCUGAACCAAAGGCUAAGAAAUCAGAAGAAAUCCCUCUCCAUGUUAAGGCCAAACAAAGCAGUUCAGCAAAGGAAACAACAGGGGAGCAGAAGGGAGCUGAGACAAGGGAAGAGACGUCUGAAGAGGAGACAGAAGAUGAAGUGUUCUUCAAAUUUGUGAUACUUCAUGCGGAAAGUGACAUAAAUGAAGCCCUCAGGGUUCAGGAUCUGCUACAAGAUGGCUUUGGUAUCAAGCCUGGAAUAAUCUUCGCUGAGAUGCCGUGUGGCAGACAGCAUUUACAGAAUUUGGAUGAUGCUGUAAAUGGGUCAGCAUGGACUAUCUUACUAUUGACUGAGAACUUUUUAAGAGAUACCUGGUGUAAGUUCCAGUUCUACUCAUCCUUAAUGAACUCUGUCAACAGGCAUCACAAAUACAACUCUGUCAUACCCAUGCGGCCACUGAACAAUCCCCUGCCCCGAGAAAGGACCCCCUUUGCUCUUCGAACCAUCAAUGCUCUAGAGGAAGGAAGUCGUGGCUUUCAUAUCCAAGUAGAAAGAAUUUUUCAGGAGUCUGUGUAUAAGACCCAACAAAGUCUAUGGAGAGAGACAAGAAAUGUCACUGAGACAAAGCACACUACUCAUGACUGGCUCUUGUAA